CCAAGAUAAAAGCAUUCAAUUCAUGGUCCGAAUCACCGACUAAGGCCCCUGAUGAUCCUGGCACGGCGGCCAGGUGAAAUCAGUAGGGUCAUUCACCGGGUGGAAGCUAAGCUUUUGCCAUAGCUGUUGCUUCAUUGUUAUAUAUUUUACAGCAGUCGCGUUCGGGUUUUCACAAGCUUUAUCUUGUGUCAUCUCUCCUUAUCUGAUUAUUGUCUGAACUCUACCUAUCUCUGUCUUUGGUCUUGGCAUGUUGUCUGUACGGUCGAUCUAUCGUGUCGCCAUAUAAAUGUCUUACUGAAUUGCUGUACAAGCGUACUUUUAUACACGAAGUCACCUGUCGAAUUGACAUUUCAGUGGUCACAAGAUGGCGUAGAACAAUAACGGUAGCAUGUCAUUCCCUAGGCAAUCGGGCUGUUUCAACUGUGGGCAAGUGGGCCAUAUAGCUAGAUACUGUCCACUGCCAGAUUGCCGGUUGAAUUAUCAAACUGCGUCUACUAGUACAGCUAUCGUUCCCGCACAAACUCCGCUACUAACUUUACCUGCUCUCGGUGUUGCGACCACACCUGCGGCUCCAUCGUUUUCGGGGUUUUAUAAUGGCGGUUACUCAGGCGGAGGAGGACUUCGAAAUCGGGUGACCACCCUUGAAGACAUUGUGGGGAAGAUUAAAGGCAAACACGAUGCGGAAGAAGCAAAGGAAAAAGCAGCACGUGAAAAGAAGAAAGGAAGAAGCGGGAGAAGGAAGAGGAAGAAAAACGGGCUCGUGAGAAACGGGAACGAGAAGAAUUUCAUACACAGGUUACGACGGAGUUGAACACCAACCUAGACGCAGUAGGAAACGCUUUGGGAAAGAAAAAUAAUGCAGACAACGAGGUGACCAAGUUGAAGGAAGAAAUUGAAAGACCGAAACGGGAGCCAGCGUGAAAUAGCGAAGAUGAAGGCGGCCUCGGAUAGGCGAUUUGCAACACUUGAGGAUGAGAUCGCCAAGAAGGAGAGAUUGCGUGAAGAAGCGGUGGCUGAUGCGGAAGCAUGGAAGAUCGAGGUGUUGCAACCUGGUAAUGAGCGGGGGUGCCUGGCCGUCGAACCAACUCCAACUACUCAAGCUAGGAUAAGACCGCAGACAACACCUCGAUCAAGAGGCAAGAGGCAUGACGCAGAGGUUGUCGCGUUGAGGGAAAUUAGACUCAAGGAACUUAACGGGAGACGGGAAGCUGAACAGGAGCUAAAGAGGCUCAAGGAGAAGCAGAAUAACGACGAACUUGAGAUGGAGAAACUGCUGGAAAAGAUGGUCAGGGCACUAAGUUAAAGACUAGGCUCGAUGAAGCAGCUGGAGGUUCGACAAGAAAGACAGAUAAAGGGAAGAAGACGGCGAGCCCGGUGGUGCUUGUCAGCGAGAGGGAGAAGUUCCUUAAAGACACAAGAAGACAACUGAAGGGAUUGAGGAAAGAAGAGGUGAUUGCAAUCUGCGAGGAGGGUGUGCUACCAAAGAGGAGAUUGCCAAUCUCCACACAACACAUGCCUUUGAUGAUGAACAAAGAGUGGCGGGUAAAGCCAAGAGAGUUGUUAUCCAUGAGGUUGACGACGAUGGGGGGGAUAAUUCUGAACGGAGCGACAGGGGUGACUCGGCCAAUUUAUAGAGUCACUCCCAAGCGCGACUGCUCUCUGGGAACUGGUUGGACGAUGCUGUAGAGCUCGAUCUACUUCUUUUGAGAUGCAAGGUAUUAAACACUUUUCUUAGCCUUAUCGUUUGUUUGUUGAUUCUAGCUUAACAAGUCCCAUGGGGAGACGCAGUCAUAUUGCGCAUGCUGUGCCGAAUGGGUAUAGUUUGAUAAAGGAGAAGGUCCAGUUGUCUAUGCACUUUUCUCACCAUGGUGUCGACAUCUGUAUGUGGGAAGUACAGGGAGGGACGUAUAUUUAAGAUGGGGAGAGCACAUAUGCAGGGCUUGUCAACAGUCUGUUGUGGAGGCAGGAAGGCGUAAUGAAAAGUUGUACAGAUGGUUAAGAAGGUCUGGUAUGCAUAACUAUGUGAUUAUACCUCUAGCAGUAUGCUCUGAAGAUGACCGUAUCGAGACUGAUAAUUUUUUCAUUUGUACUUUAUCUCUGGUUCUUAAUGUGCGUGGUAAGGGAAACAAAUAAAAGAGGUCAAGGGUGGGCCGUAGAGAAAGAUCGAAAGCCAAAAGAAGAGGUGAGGAAAGUGUUUGCAGCAGCAGAGUGCACGUAGUAAGUUGGUGACUUUUCAUGCAAGUGUGGGUAUAAUCUCGGGAAGUUUCUUACGAAUCUUGAAGUUCCGUAGGUUGCAUUUUGUCCAUAAGUCAAGUAUUUUAUGCAAAGGAGGAGAGAAAAUAACAGAUAAAUGGAAGGUGGUGAGAAGACUGUAUGGGGGAUGUAUUUUGUCUUGUGAACAUGGUGUUACCGAGCUUUGGCAUGCUCGGGGGUGGCUGAAGGGUGGUGCAACUAUUACUGUUGAAUCAGUGGUUCCUUUCUUAUGUCGAUCUCUGGCCUUGAAGACUCCAUUGGCUGAACUUUUGAGUAUUCUUCUAAGAGGAAGGAACUGGUGAAUUGGGGAUUGGAGAGGUUGAUUUAUGCCUAUACAGCCAUUCGAACUUUCAGUGAAAAAAUAAGUAGUGGUAGACUGCGUGGUAUACUUUCGGGAAACAAGAUUAACUAGGGCUAAACUGCGUGGCAUACUUUAGGGAACUAUUUCUUCUUGUUUCGGCCUACGUGUGAGAGAGAGGUUGGUUAUUAAACUGGUCUACGAUGAUUCGUUAAGUAAAUCGAAGGUCCGAAGGCUGUGCGGACAGGUGAUCAUGAAUAUGGAUAUCUCACCAGCUUGGAGAAACAUGCUUGCCCGGAGGAUGUGGGUAGUAUGGUGUCGGAACAAGUCAAUUGGUGAACCUGAGGAUGCGGGUAGUAUGGUGUCGGAACAAGUCGGAACAAGUCAAUUGGUGAACUUUUUUUUUUUUUUUUCUUUUUCUUUUUUUUUCCAAGUCAAUUGGUGACGUAAUACACAAUUUCAUUAAGGAAUCCAAGCUCAGCGAGUUUGUUUGCCGUUGUGAUGAGUGUGAUAUGCAGUUGCCAAAAGUAAAUGGCCACGUGUCCU
Chara braunii is the source of this 3097-nucleotide messenger RNA. Lineage: Eukaryota; Viridiplantae; Streptophyta; Charophyceae; Charales; Characeae. The record is from the annotation of a GenBank genome assembly.